Messenger RNA from Balaenoptera acutorostrata (minke whale), 5177 nucleotides. Its product is annotated as WT1 transcription factor. Gene Ontology annotation, molecular function: DNA-binding transcription factor activity, RNA polymerase II-specific; RNA polymerase II cis-regulatory region sequence-specific DNA binding. NCBI's taxonomy places the organism in Eukaryota, Metazoa, Chordata, Mammalia, Artiodactyla, Balaenopteridae. The coding region runs from base 519 to 1085 and encodes 188 amino acids. The record is from RefSeq and is a predicted model, not a curated record. The transcript has 5 exons. Gene Ontology annotation, biological process: regulation of transcription by RNA polymerase II.
CAAGGGAUACAGUGAUCCCUCAGGCACUUCCACUGUUCCUGUCUAUGACUCAUUGGUCCCAGGAGCCUAAGGGGCUUUUGCCUCACUGUUUCCCUGUAGCUCCUUUUCAUGGAGGACCGGCCAUGCACACACUCGCACAAGAUAAGGGGGAUCAGAAGAAUGCCCUGAGACGGACACGUGAAGUGGAUGGAAGGCGGACACACUGUUUCUGAGUGUCUCUAGUAAAGGAGUGCCCUGGCCACACCAUGGCCCUCCUGGAGUUUCAGCUCCCUUCACAGACAGAACCUCCGCCUCCCAGGAGCUCCUUCUUCCUUGUCAUUUACUCAUAGGUGGAAGGUCUGCUCAGUUGGGGGUUCAUUUAAUAUCCUUUGUUUUUCUCUCCUAAGGACUUCCCCACCCAUUGCAGAUUGGGCCCAAGGUCAUGUGGCCGGGUGUCCCGAGUGGGAGGGAAUAGAAUAGAACCUGGAACUUCGGACUUCCAGACCUCACUGCCUCAAGAGGAGAAGCUGAGAGACAGGAUGCACUGGGAGCUCUUCCGGUCACCAGCGUUUCUUUUCCAGAUGCUCCGGAUCAGCAGCAGCAGACAGACUUUAUUUCAAGUACCCGUUCUGGUUGAUAGCCAUGACAAUGACGUGCGGCGAGUGCCCGGAGUAGCCCCGACUCUUGUUCGGUCGGCAUCUGAGACCAGUGAGAAACGCCCCUUCAUGUGUGCUUACCCGGGCUGCAAUAAGAGAUAUUUUAAGCUGUCUCACUUACAGAUGCACAGCCGGAAGCACACUGGUGAGAAGCCAUACCAGUGUGACUUCAAGGACUGUGAGCGAAGGUUUUCUCGUUCAGACCAGCUCAAAAGACACCAAAGGAGACACACAGGUGUGAAACCAUUCCAGUGUAAAACUUGUCAGCGAAAGUUCUCCCGGUCUGACCAUCUGAAGACCCACACCAGGACUCAUACAGGUAAAACAAGUGAAAAGCCCUUCAGCUGUCGGUGGCCCAGUUGUCAGAAAAAGUUUGCCCGGUCAGACGAAUUAGUCCGCCAUCACAACAUGCACCAGAGAAACAUGAGCAAACUCCAGCUGGCGCUUUGAGGGGUCCACGCCAGGCACCGUUCUGUGUCUCAGACAGGACUGUGUGUGAACUACCUUCAAAGCUGACUUUAAAAUUCCUCCUCACUCGCCUCUCUAAGAAGGAAACGGAGGUUGAUCUUCUUCAUCCAGCUUCCGAGAAAGAUGCCUGUACCACUGGAUCCUACCAGGUUUGCUCAGAGGAGUUGGUCUCUGCUUAGCCAACUUUUAGUUGACUCAUAAGGCUCUGGAGAAGUGGCUGUCAGUGUCCAGUUAGUUAAAAGCCCAUUGCCAUUUGGUCUGGAUUUUCCACUGUAAGAAGAGCCAUUGUUGGUAACGUUCCCCCCUGCCCCUUCUCCCUUUACGCUCAUUUUCAUGAGGAAUGGAGUCAUUGUACCUUUUUCCAUCAUAGAAUAUUUAUAGGCCAGGGCAUGUGGAUGUGUCUGCUAAUGUAAACUUUGUCAUGGUUUCCAUUUACUAACAGCAACAGCAAGAAAUAAAUCAGAGAGCAAGGCACUGGGGGUGAGUCUCGUCCGACAUUCCGGAGCUUAGGCAGGCUGCUAACCUGGAAAGCAGGAUGUAGCGCCACCAGGCAACUUUUAAAACUCAAGCAUUUCAAGCAGCUGAAAAAAGAAUCAGAACUAACCAGUACCUCUGCAGAGAUAUCUAAAAGAAUCUUAUCAUUCAGUUAAUUCAAUGUUAACAUUAGCACAAUGCUCUUAAGAAACCGUGCUUGAGGAUCUGAGAUUUUGUUUUUGUGUUUCUUUUUGACUUUUUUGAGUUGUAAUCAUAUGCAUCUUCAGAGAUGUACGUAUCUCCUCACACAAAGGAAGUGGAAUUCAUUUUUAUCAUUUGGGGUGUCCUUAAGAGUGUACAGACCACACUGGUUAUGUGGAUUCAAGUUGUAAAGAUUAAAGUGACUCUAAAAGAAAAUAAGGGCUGGUCCGGGAUCUCCACUGAUAAGACUGUUCUUUAGUAACUUAAGUAACUUUGGGUCUACAAGUAUAUGUGAAAAAAAAUGAGACUUACUAGUGUGAGGAAAUCCAUUGUUUAAAGGUGGUUGGGUGUAUGUGUGUGUUUUGUUUUUGUUUUUUAAGGGAGGGAGUUUAUUAUUUACUGUUGCUUGAAAUUAUUGUGUAAAUAUAUAUAUCUGAUAAUGAUUUGCUCUUUGACAACUAAAGUUAGGAAAUGUAUAAAUGUUAGAUGCAUCACUGUUUUGGUGUUGAUCUUCCAACGUAUAACACUAAGUAACACUAAAAAUGUAACCUGCAUUUUUCACUUCGCUCGCAAUUAAAGUCUAUUCAAAAGGAAAGUGGUAAGAUUCUAUCAGCUGUAUUGUGUACAAAUCUUGAGGACAGUUGAGCCUCUUUUAAACAGGUAAGAUGCUGACGCUGACAUCAAUGACCACUUAAGUCUGUCCAGGUCCUGACCACUCGUUAUGUCUCUCAGUUGAACCUCAGGAGGCAAUUACUGGUCAUAGAAGCAGCCAGAGAGCACCGCCUUCACUUCUCAUCAUGCCAUGUGGAUGGCGUGGGGGGAAUUGUAUUUUCAGAGUCAUUUUCAUCGGGCUCUCAUUGUAUCACUGCUUACUCCAGGCCAGCAAAACAGUAGAGAGAUGCAAAUGAUAACUGGUCUUUUUUGAAAAGUUCACUGGUAUACACUGCAAUCAGGAGAGUAAACUGAACACCUAGUACAACCAAAUUUACAAUUGUAGUUGCUAUAAAUUAGCUCAGCAGGUUGGAAACUGCUUAGACUUUCCAGGGCAGCCGAGUGUGAAAGGCAAAGAUCUACGUUAUCUAUAAACUAUAAACUCUCUUUCUGGUUCUGGUGGAUGGUUUUUCAGUUGUAAAUAAGGAGAUUAAUUUGGUGCCGCCCCUCUCAACUCCGGUAUCUGGGAGCUUGCGUGCAUUCCAGGCUUCAUUUCUUCCUUUAAAAUGUAUCUUGAGCAGACAGCAGCUCACAACAGAGACUCUUCUGCGUUGAAGUGCAGCUCAAAGUUCGGGCUGCCGAAAAGUCAGGUCCUGAGGCCCCUCUUGGUUUGCAUCUGGCUCUUGCAUCACUGUUAAUUAUAGCCAGUGUAGUGACUCAUUUGUAUCAGCAGUUUUUAUCUUUUCCUGCCAGAAGACGGCAUUUCUCUGGAGAAGCUCAGGACAAGCAUGGCAAACGUCAGCGAGUCAGAGCGAGCCAGGUUUCACAAGAGCAGUCACAUUGUUUCAUCUGCACUAGGGAGCCCAGAGAUUCUCACACUACUUUAGCAGGUUAGCUUGCAGUUAAGGUCAUGGGCUUUGGAAAGCAGACCAACCUGGGUUCAGAUCCUAAGUCCUCAGUUUCCUUAUCUGUGAAGUGGGGACUUUUUGUUCCUAUCUGUCUGAUAGGGUCGCGUAGUGAGAAUUAAAUGGGGGGAAAAAGCAUGAAAGCAUCUAGUACAUAGCAAAGGCUUAAUAGGCAUCAUCUAGGAAAAUGAUUACCUGAGAACUCACGCUAAUUUCCUUUACCUCCCCCCUCACCCCCUGCAUCCUCUUGCGGUGUCCAGACAUCUUCAUGCAAAAUGACAAACAAAUCCAUUUCCAUAUACUACAAACCAGAGUUAAGGUUUGCAGCAAGAGGGCUCUUGUCAGCCUCCCCACAGAGACCACAUCUAUUUGCUUUGUGCCUUUUGUAACACACCCAGUGGCAUCGAGUGUGUGUUUUGAGACCCGUGGAGUUGACCACGAGCAGAUUGUCAGGAUGAAAGCUGGUCAGAGGGAGCUCUCUGUAGCUCAGGCUAGAGUCUAUAUGAGGUGCAAAGGUCAAAAUGUACAUUUUUCCAUCUUGCUUUAGUAAAGUGUAUGGUCCAAUAUCUUUAAAAGGCCACCUUCAGCCCCCCAGUGGGUCUUCCCAGACUCUCUCAUCCCGGCACCUCUGUAGCCCUUAGAGUACAUAACAUUCAAUAGUAUUUUUUAUGGGUAUCAUGCUUUCCCACCUAGGACCGUCUAUCUAUAAGGUAGACAGGACAAGUAUUAUUCCCACUGUACAGAUGAGGAAGCUGAGGCUCGGUGAAAGUAGUGGCUGAGGCAGGACUUGGUCUAGGUGUUCUGUAUCCAAGUUUUCUUCCAAAACGUGCUCGAUGAUAUAGACAUGCACUCUGCUCCAUGGUUUCAUAUCUACAAGUCAUAUCUUCCUAACCAUGUGUGAGCUUCUAGAGGAGUGGAUCGUCUCCCUUCCUGUGUUACUUCCUUGAGGACUUCUCAACCUUUAAUAUCGAUAGACAUUCCCUGAGGAAUUCCCUGAAGCAUGUUCUGGGGUGGGGCCUGAGACUGCAUUCCUAACAAGCUCCCAGGCGACGCCCACCCUGCUGGUCUGUGGACGACACUUUACAAAGACCUAAACGGCUGGGCUCGAGAAAUACUUGCUAUAAGGUGACUGAUGAGCUUUGCACCUGACGCUCCUGAGACUGCCCUGAACCUUUUUAGCCCGUAGAGAGCGUCUGUGAAGAUGGCCCGGGGCCCACUGCGAUGAGCCCCGGGGCUGUGGGCCAGGACAUUGGUGCUGAAUGCAGUCAGAAGAGCUGUAUGCAGGAGAGUCCAUCCGUGAGGAGCUUUGUUUCCAAAACAGCCUGACCGUCCUCUGUCAGUGACUUUCCCCAAGCAAGGGAGACCCCCUCCGCCAGGUAAGGAGAAGGCGGUACACGGUCCCACCUGCAUAUCCAGCCCUCACACCUCACUCAGGUCACAUCUCCACAGCAGGCCUCUCCCUCCCUGAGGCGUGUUUUCCAGCACCCACAAACUGAAACCUCGUGGCUUUGGAGCGGAUUUAUUCCCUGUGAGCCAGGCAGGAAUUCCCCACGUCUUGUCCCUAUGAGGAGCCACUUGCUUAGCUCUUUGGGUACCAAAGGGAAAAGGAAAAAGGCAAUGUCUUCCAGAGCCCUGUCCUCCCUGCAGGGUGUUUGCAUCACUGAUUUUGGACUAACAGGUGUGUCAAGAACAGGUGUAGGGGUGUGUGUGUGUGUGUGUGUAAAUAGAACAGUGGUUCCCAACUAGGGGCAUUUUUCUUCAAAGGCUUGCAGCAGGCAGAGUGGCUCAUAGGAACUUCUCACAGGUGAAUGUAUAAGAACUACAGUAAGGGAAACAAAUCCCC